UUGACAAGAUUGACUGGCGGAAAAGAAAAUUUAGCACGGAUUUGAAUUAAUUUCUUGAGAAAAGAAAAGGAUGGUGAUAGAAUGUUACAAAUUGGGAUAGAUGAUUUAUAAUGGAAACGAUAUACUUAAUUAAAUGUUGUUGUGGCCGAACAAGAGUCGUAUGUACUGGUGAUGCAGUUGUUAAAAGUUAAUCCACCUACGCCUGAGAGUGGAAUUGCCAGUAAUGAUCUAGGUGAAAAUGAUCAUCAAUCAGAACCUACGGCAUUAUCUCCAUUGCCAACUGUAUCGCGGCGCCGAAAGAAUCCAGUGGAACUACAAGAAGCUGGCAAGACUAUGAAGGAAGCCAUAAGUUCACUGCAUAAAGUUUUAAAUAAACCACAAGUGGUAGAAGACGAUUUCGAUCGGUAUGGCAAGAUUCUUGCUAAUAAGCUUCGUAAACUAUCUGAAUCAGAAAGCUUAAAAAUCAUGUAUGAAAUUGAUGGAUUAUUUAUUAAGCGUUUAAAUACUACACCCACAUACUCUGCACGGCCUUCACCGAUUUACUCAUCGUAUUCAGAGCCAACACAACGACUUCAAUUAUCACAUCCGAAUACAUCACCAAUAUAUUACGUACGGCCUGAAUCGUCAUGUACCUCAUACUCAGAACCAGACAUGUCAGCAACACGUUCUUCUUCAGCCGUUUCCAAUACAAAUACCAUACAAAUUUUGUCUAAUGAGAUUGUGAGCCCACCAACAGAUACAGAUUACGACAUUCUCGGUCAAGCAUUUCAUCAAGCAUAGUUAAUUAAAUCCUAAAAACUAAUUUUCUUUUUUUCGUCGGUUGUUUUUUUUUUGUUAAAAAGCUGCUGUAAUAAAUAAAGUUUAUAAACAGUAAGUGUUGUU
Molecule: messenger RNA, 882 nt
Organism: Pararge aegeria (speckled wood butterfly)
Lineage: Eukaryota; Metazoa; Arthropoda; Insecta; Lepidoptera; Nymphalidae
Exons: 2
Coding region: 172-780 (202 amino acids)
Source: RefSeq, a predicted model, not a curated record